Molecule: messenger RNA, 1784 nt
Organism: Marmota monax (woodchuck)
Lineage: Eukaryota; Metazoa; Chordata; Mammalia; Rodentia; Sciuridae
Product: zinc finger protein 239-like
Exons: 2
Biological process (GO): regulation of transcription by RNA polymerase II
Molecular function (GO): DNA-binding transcription factor activity; RNA polymerase II cis-regulatory region sequence-specific DNA binding
Source: RefSeq, a predicted model, not a curated record
AUGGAGAAAAGCAAGGAACCCCUGGGACAACAAACACUAAAAUGCAACAAGAACGACCCUGGAGAGAUACAAUAUGAAUGUCGUCUAUGCAGCAAAUCCUUUAAUCAAACUUCUGAUCUAAGCAGACUCAAUGAAACUAGAACAGGGGAAAAGAAGCAUGAAUGUGGUUUUUCUGAGAAAGUCUUCAAUUACUGCUCUCAGCUUAGACAACAUGAGAGAACCCAAACCGGUGAGAAACAAAAUGAAUGCCACAUGUGUGGGAAAGCCUUCAGGAAGACUUACAACCUUAAAAUGCAUAAGAAAGUCCAUGCUGGAGAGAAACCAUACAGAUGCCAUCCAUGUGGGAAAGCUUUUUGUAAAUUAUACAGCCUUCAAAUGCAUGAUAAAAUCCACACAGGAGAGAAACCAUACAAAUGCCAGGUGGGUGGGAAAGCCUUCAGCAAAUCAGUUCACCUUAGUCAUCAUCAGACAAUCCACACAGGAGAAAAACCAUACCAGUGUCAAUUAUGUGAGAAAUCCUUUGGUCAAACAUGCUACCUUAAACUUCAUCAGAGAACAAACACUGGAGAGAAACCCUAUCAAUGCCACCUGUGUGGGAAAUCCUUCAGUCAAUCUUGUUACCUUAAACCACAUCAGAGAAUCCACACUGGUGAGAAACCAUAUGAAUGCCAUGUAUGUGGGAAAGCCUUCAGUCUAUCAUCUAGCCUUAGACACCAUGAGAAAACACAUAUUGGAGACAAACAAUACAAAUGUCACCUAUGUGGAAAAGCUUUCAGUAUAUGCUCUGGCCUGAGACAACAUGAGAAAACACAUACUGGAGAGAAACCAUACAAAUGCCCUGUGCGUGGGAAAGCCUUCAGUCAAUCAUCUGGCCUCAGAGUUCAUGAGAGAACACACACCGGAGAAAAAUAACAUGCAUGCCACUGUGUGGCAUACUCCUUGGCCAUAACCCUAGUAUUGAAAAAUGAAACAUGACUUGCCUUGGAGAAUAGCCACUGGAAUGUCACCUGUGUGGAAAGGCCUCUCUUUAAGACUCUAACCUUAGAAAAUAUGAGCCAUAUCAAUGAAGAGAAACCUCAUGAGUGACAUCUAUGUGGGAAAGGCUUCAGUCAAUCUUACUACCUUAGACUGCAUGAGAAAAUCAAUCAUAGGAAUGUCAGCUGUUUGAGAUGUAUGUCCUGCCAAUGUUCUGCAUGUAGGAACCCAUGCUGGAGACAAACUUCAGUUCUUGUAGCAUAUAUUCUAACCUGAUAUUACAAGAUAUAAUGACUAAAUUUUUUUCUUAUAGUUCACAUAUUUUUUCUCCUACUCAUAUUUUUUCAUACUACCAAAUUUGAAAAUUAUCUGAUUGUUAACCUACCUUCUUUCUGAUAUAAUACUUUAAGUUAUAAAUGUUUUUCUGAAUGCUCUUUGUCACAGAGAUUUGAUAUAUGAAGCCUUCUUUAUCACUUUGUUCAAAGCACUGUUUAUUUACUUCUUGUGUGCCUUCUUCCUUGACCUGUGAAGUACGUAUAGGUGUGCCAUUUCAUGUUGAAGGACCUGGUUUGUGGUGAUGGGGUUCUAUAGAUCUUAAGGUGAUUGAUUUCUAAUAUAAUCAGUCAUGCAUUAAACACAGUCUGCAUGAUUUUAAAUGUUUUAAAAGGCAAUGGAAAUGCUUAAAAUUUAAAACAUAAGAUUGAAUUAGUUACAUACAUGUCAAAACUGAUCAAAUUGCAUGCUUCCAAUAUAUGCAUUUUAUUGUUCUUCAACUACUUCAAUAAAAUCAUGAAAAAAAUGUGAAGAAA